Messenger RNA from Protomyces lactucae-debilis, 1572 nucleotides. RefSeq names its product Mycolic acid cyclopropane synthetase-domain-containing protein. Gene Ontology annotation, biological process: lipid biosynthetic process. The transcript has a single exon. The coding region runs from base 134 to 1486 and encodes 450 amino acids. Lineage: Eukaryota; Fungi; Ascomycota; Taphrinomycetes; Taphrinales; Protomycetaceae. The record is from RefSeq and is a predicted model, not a curated record.
CAAAGUCUUAUAUAAGCGAAAACGUCGGCUCAUUUGUUCAGCGCACGACGACAUCAUCCUUCUCUUACGUACAUCCGUCUGCAGCGGCCUGUAACACUAGUCACCCAUCUGUACAUCUAGCAGCUAGACAAUCAUGGAUCUCAAUGCCAAAAACAACGGGCUUUUGUCGGCCUAUGACUCAUCUCGCAACUACCUCGUCAACAAGUCAUGGGGCCCGCUCGUCAACCUCGCCCGCAACAGUAUCUUGAGUCUCAUGAAGCGUAUUACUGUGGGCAAGCUUCGUAUACUCUCUGAACAAGGUGUUUGGGAGUUUGGCGACGUUGCCAAUAAAGAAGCGCCGCUUGCAGAGUUGCAGAUCCUCAACGAGACGUUUUGGGUGCGUCUGCUCAUGUCUGGAGACUUGGGUUUCGCUGAAGCAUACAUGGUAGGUGAUGUUGCCUGUCCUGACUUGGUCGCUGUCUUUCGCAUGUUUAUCGAUAACCGCGAGAACCUCAACGAUGCCACAACCUAUGCAUCCAAGCUCUUCUCUGGCAUCAACUUUUUGAUGAACUCACGAUUUGUCAACUCUGUCAAGAAUGCGAUCAAUAAUAUUUCGGCUCAUUACGACUUGUCGAAUGAUAUGUUUUCUUCAUUCCUGUCAAAAGACAUGACUUAUUCCUGUGGCAUCUUUGAAAACAAGGACUCCACCUUGUACGAUGCACAAAUGAAGAAGAUUCACACGAUUAUUGAAAAGGCUCGUAUCCAGUCAACGGAUCAUGUCCUAGAGAUUGGUUCUGGCUGGGGUUCAUUUGCCAUUGCAGCUGUCAAAAAGACGGGAUGCCGUGUGACGACACUGACGUUGAGUGUUGAGCAGCAAAAGCUGGCUCGCGAGCGGAUUGCUUUGGCUGGGCUCACUGCGAGCAUCGAUGUCAAGCUGUGUGAUUAUCGCAACUUGCCUGUUCCUGAGAAUGCGUAUGACAAGAUUGUUUCGAUUGAGAUGAUAGAGGCUGUGGGUAAGGAAUACCUAUCUACAUACUUCAGUUGCGUCGACAAGCUGCUCAAAAAGGAAGGUGGAAUUGCAGUGUUCCAAGUGAUCACCAUGCCAGAAACACGUUAUGAGCGAUACUGCAGCGAAGUUGACUUUAUCCGUCGUUGGAUCUUCCCGGGUGGUCACUUGCCCACAGUAACGACGCUUGUACAAGCCAUCAAUACUGGCUCGCAGAAUCAGCUGAUUGUCGAUGAGAUUAUCAAUAUUGGCGGUCACUACAGCAAGACGCUGCGACUGUGGGCUCAAAACUUUGAGGAACGGUUCGAGGAUGAGAUAAAGCCUGCUCUCCUGCGUCAAUAUGGAGCACUCAGCAAAGAAGACUGUCUGAUUUUCAAGCGCAAGUUUUUGUUUUACUUCAGCUACUGCAUGGCUGGCUAUCAAAGCAAGAUAUUGGGAGAUGUGAUUAUUACGGUUGCACGGGAGAAUUGCGUGGCGAUUUACGAGGGACUUGAGCAGUAGGCUUGUAGCUAUAAUUUGACAGUGUCGCGUCUGCCGAGGUACAGUACAUGUAGAGUCAUUGUAGACUCGAGUGGUGGUUGAAUUUA